GAAAACACAUUCUCUUCAUUACGAGUGUCAGUUUUAUCAGAAUCUUAGCUCGGUUCUCUGUGUUAUUUAACUUCACUGCCAUUCGUCUUAAUACGGGAAAAAGGAUAAUAAAAAAUAUAACUAAGCAUGGCAUCGUCACCGGCUGCGAUACAAAAGUUUGAAAGAAAUGUUCCACGAGUGACAUAUUGUUGCUUCUUCUUUGAUAUGAAUGUCGGUGGAACUUUACUUUCACUUUUUGGUAUCAUUACUGGAUUUGCUUAUCUGGCACGUUCACUUCACGUUCUCUAUAAUAUUCAUGCUUUUGAAAUGGGCCUUGGAGAAGACGACGCAUUAAACAAUGAAGACGACAACAUUUGGGUCGUUUAUAUAUCAACAAUGUUUGUUGGCUUCUUUUUCGUGAUUGUUUCUAUCUUCAUGUUAUAUGGAAGCACAAAGCGAAUGGCACAUCACGUUUUUCCGUAUCUCAUCGGCAUUCUUUUAAGCACAUUUUGGUCGAUAGUGUUGGGAACUAUUGAAGUUUUUGACUCUGAUAUGGACCUUGCUUUGGGCUACUUCAUUUUUGCAGCAUUUCAAUUCUAUUUGUGGGUUUGUGCAGUUUCACUCUAUCGUGAUCUCAUUGAAGUCGAACAAAACCCAAAUAAACCCACACGCACGACAGUUUAAAUACUUAAACGUCAUCUGGAAAAUGAAAACAAGGAAAAACAAAUCAUCAAACAUAAAUUUAUUUUCUAAAGACAUUUGUGAAAAAAGUUUUCGUGUUUUUUUAUCACUGAAAUUAUUUUGAAUUUUAUUUAAAUUAUUUUGAGAAAAUAAAAGAAUUUGACAUCAUGUGUUGAAAAGUUUGUUUAGUCCCAAUAUUUGAUGAGUCCGUCCCAUCCAGCUGUGAUGACUUUACUUGAUUCGUGUGGAUUCCAAAGCGUGCUAAUGCAGACUCCUUCAUGUGCUUGCCAUUUCUUAUAGAGUUUAGUUGUCUUCCAAUCCCAAAUGUAGCAUUUUCCGUCUCCAUCUCCUGAUACCAAGAACGACAUGUCAGGUGAAAAGUCCAAGCCACAUGCAUAUCCUGACACCAUAUGUCCAUCGAAAGUCUUCUUACGGUUCAUUUUAAAGCGAUUGAUGGCUGAAAAUAUUACAAUUUUGUUGUCGAGACUUUGACAAGCAAGCCAUUUCCCAUUAGGAGCGAGAGUCACGGCUGGCAUUGAGUGCAUUGUUGGAUCCGCAAUAUAUUUCAUAUCAACUGGAAUGUCCCAUUCCCAAACUCUCAUACUUUUGUCAUCAGAUGUUGUCACAAAUCUUCUAUUCUCAUCAACAAAGGUUAUUGUGUUUACAGCGCCUAAAUGUCGAUCAUAUUCUUGUACAAUUUCACCACUUCUUGUGUCCCAACAGAGAAUCUUCUUAUCAGAUGUUCCGCAGACAAACAAAUGUUGUUUAUUGUAAUCGGGAUGGAAUUUAACGCAAUAUGGAACUUUUCUUGACGUGAAUCGUGAAACGACAUUUCCUGUUUCUGUGUCCCAAAGCUUAAGAUAUCUAUCGUAACCAGCUGAUACAAAUUGAGUUCCACGAGCAUUGAAAUCAAUAUCACGAACAGCUUGACGAUGUCCAGUAUAAGUUCGAACACAACGACGUUCAUUGUAAACUUCCCAAAUCUUGAUUUUUGCAUCCAUGCCACAGGAUAGCAGUAAAUGAGCGGAUUUAGGAAAUAAUCGAAUAGCAGAGAUGCCUUUCGUGUGUCCAGUCCAGGUGUGAAUGUGAGCUUUAGGAAGAAAGCAUCGAUCGGGAUGUGCGCCAGCUUUCAAACUGACGCCAACAUCAUGCGGUGGAUGAAGGAAGGAUCGCCCUUGAUAAUCGACUGAAUCAUUGAUGUGGAGAAUUGACUUCUCUUCAACAGGUUUCUCUUCAAUUUCACGCUUAUUUCGUCGUUGUUUUUUCGCCAUCAUCUCUUCAAUUUCUGCUUUCUCUUGAUCUGUUGGUUGAGACACAAGCUCUUCAUCUUUAUAUUUACCCCAUGGUCCGAGAAAUCCUUCAAGAUCAGUAGGGUCGUCAUUUUUAUGACGUUUUCGUUUAUUUUCUGGUUUUAUUUUGUUUGAUUCGAAGACUGUUUUGCCGUCAGUAUUGUAAGCUGCUUCAAGAUGACCAACAUAAUUAUCUCCUGCUGUUGCUUUAUCUGCAGAUGGAUCUAAGGCAUAUCCAUAGCUAUGAAAUGUUCUUCGUUGAUUUUCAAAUUGAAAGUCGCUUAUAUGUGCGGGUUCAACAAAUCCAGUUGCUGUGUUCUUAAGUGCUUUUUGUUGUUCAGAUUUGAAAGGAUUGUCGGGACCUUGAAUUGGUGCAAAAAGUUCCUCAUAUUUUGGAUUGUACUGUAAUUCGCCAUCGGUAGCUUUAACCGCUCUCUCGGCGAUAGCUCUUUCUGUUGGAACUACCACAGGACAAGCAACAAUUUGAAUUGAUUUAGCAACUGAAUAUUUUGAAUCAAUUGGCUUUAAAUGGAUUAACUUUGAUUCGUCAACUGAUUCUUCUCCACUACUGCUUCCAUAGUCUUGUAAAUUCAGCAU
This is a messenger RNA of Clunio marinus, 2546 nucleotides long. The record is from the annotation of a GenBank genome assembly. NCBI's taxonomy places the organism in Eukaryota, Metazoa, Arthropoda, Insecta, Diptera, Chironomidae.